Messenger RNA from Phoenix dactylifera (date palm), 1174 nucleotides. RefSeq lists its product as uncharacterized. The record is from RefSeq and is a predicted model, not a curated record. NCBI's taxonomy places the organism in Eukaryota, Viridiplantae, Streptophyta, Magnoliopsida, Arecales, Arecaceae.
AGACCGUGUCACGCCGUCCCCCACCUCUCACCCACCCCGCACCAAAACCCCCAAACCAGCUCUAUUUCCACCCCGGCGAGGACGAAGAAAGCAAGAAAGAAAAAGAAAAAAGCAAAAAGAAAACAAUAAGGCGAAGAAGAAGAAAUCAAAAUUCCAGGUCCUCUCCAGUGGGCGGUGGCGUUCCGGCUAGGGUUCCGCCGCCUCCCGAUCCCCCCCACCGGCGAGCCGAGGAGCCUCGGCCUCCGCGGCUCGCCCACCACCAUGCCCGCCACCACCCUCUUCCCCUUCCUCUUCCUCACCCUCCUCCUCCUCGUCCUCGUGAACACCGCCCGCCCUGAGGAUCUCGGAGGCGCCGAAGACGACGCCUGCCCCACUGUCCUGCUAUCCGACGGCAACUCGUCCACCUCCGCCUUCUCCUCCUCCUGCCCCAUCAACUGCUUCCGGGCCGACCCCGUCUGCGGCGUUGACGGCGUCACCUAUUGGUGCGGCUGCCCGGAGGCCGCCUGCGCCGGCGUCCGAGUGGCCAAGAGGGCGCCCUGCCAGGUCGGUAACGGCGGCAGCGGCCUCGUCUCCGGCCAGGCCCUCCUCCUCGUCCACAUCGUCUGGCUCAUCGUCCUCGGCUUCGCCGUCCUGUUCGGCUUUCUAUGAAUCAAUCAAUCAAGUCGCCUUUGUACCGAUGGCCGCCAUCGCCCUCCCCACCCGUGCAGCCCCAACUAGAUUCCGAUGCCUCGAGGCGCCGUUGAAUUUCCUUUCACUUCUCAUCCAAUAUUUCUUUCGUUCUGUAGUCUCUUUUCUUUUUGCGCUGAGCAGACGGAGGAGGAGGAGGAGGAGGAGGAGAGCAUUUGAUCUCAUUCGUUGGGCGGCUGAACUUUGCAUCUGCUGUCUUUCUAUACUCGCAUCGAAAGAGUAUAUGAUCAUGUAUCAAAAAAAAAAAAUAUCUGGUUCUUUAGAUCAGAGUUUCUCUUUUGAUAAAUUUUCUUUUACUUUCAUUUUUUUUUUUAUUGAUUCAUAAUUUUGUUGUGGAACUAGAUCUAUUUGAUAGUUGGAUGAGAAAUAUUGCACAAAAAAUGUGGAUGUGAAAAGAAUAUGGAUGCAUUUUGAUGAAUCAAGGCAUUUUUCUUUUCCUUAAGCAUUAAGAAUUCCUGAAGGGUAAGAAAAGAGCUUGGCUUUUGUU